AUGGAAACAGAUGAGGCUCAAGAUAUGUCCCAGGUUUCAGGAAAGGAAAGUCCUCCAAUUAGUGAUGUCCCAGAUGAUGCAGAUGAACCAAUGCCUGUACCAGAAGACCUUUCAACUAGUACUGGAGGACAACAGAGUGUUAAGAAUGAGAGAGUCUUGGCCGGUAAUAUUAAAAUAGAGACUCAGAGUGAUGAAGAGAAUGGGCGUGCCUGUGAAAUGAAUGGGGAAGAAUGUGCGGAGGAUUUACGAAUGCUUGAUACCUCGGGAGAGAAAAUGAAUGGCUCACACAAUGGCCCAGGCAGCAAGGCUAUGUCAGGAGUUGGAGGCAUUCGACUUCCUAACGGAAAGCUAAAAUGUGAUAUCUGUGGGAUAAUUUGCAUCGGUCCCAAUGUGCUCAUGGUUCACAAACGAAGCCACACUGUCUCAAAGAGUGCAAAAGAUGAAGAGGCUGAAACAAAUGAAGAAGUAAAGACCAGG
Messenger RNA from Phaethon lepturus (White-tailed tropicbird), 477 nucleotides. Its product is annotated as DNA-binding protein Ikaros-like. NCBI's taxonomy places the organism in Eukaryota, Metazoa, Chordata, Aves, Phaethontiformes, Phaethontidae. The annotation marks the transcript as partial. The transcript has 4 exons. The record is from RefSeq and is a predicted model, not a curated record.